GCAUAGUUAGUUUGAAACAAUGGGGGAAGACUACGCCGGAGCGGAAGACCAGCCCGGGGUGAAGAUUCCGGCGGCGGCGCCACCGCCACACUUCGUGCUGGUUCACGGGAUCGGCGGGGGGGCAUGGUGCUGGUACAAGCUGCGGUGUCUCAUGGAGAACUGCGGCUACAAAGUGUCGUGCCUCGACCUCAAAGCCGCCGGAAUCCACCCCGCCGACGCCGACCACGUCCUCUCUUUCGACGACUACAACAAACCCCUCCUCGAUUUCCUCGCUUCCUUGCCUCCCCAAGAACAGGUGAUUUUGGUAGGUCACAGUGCAGGGGGGCUGAGCGUAACGGAUGCAAGUUAUAAGUAUCCGGAAAGGAUAAGGGUAGCCAUAUAUUUGGCUGCAACUAUGCUCAAAAAUGGAUUCUCUUCUCCACAAGACCUCAAAGACGGAAUUCCAGAUUUAUCAGACUUUGGUGGAGCGGAUGAUGUGUACGAUAUGGGCUUCGGGUUUGGUCGAGAUGGGCCUCCGACAAGCGCAGUUGUCAAGAAAACACUACAAAGGAAAAUCAUUUACCAAAUGAGCCCAAUUGAGGAUUCAAUGUUGGCAGAAAUGUUGUUGAGACGAGGACCGAUUAAAGCAUUAACGAGCGCUAAUUUCACGGAGUUAGACAAUAAUGUAGAAAAAGUUCCUCGGAUUUAUAUAAGAACAAGACAAGACAACGUCGUCAAGGUGGAGCAACAAGAUUCGAUGAUCAACAAGUGGCCGCCGGCGACGGUCUACUCUUUGGAUAGUGACCAUAGCCCUUUCUUCUCCGCCCCUUUUGCCCUCUUUGGGUUGUUGGUCAAAGCAGCUCUUGCUUAUUAUGGUGAAUGUAAAAUCAAUUAAUUAUUCUUCUUUUUUUCGUCUGAGUAUAAUCAUCAUGUUUUGGAUGACUUGCAAAAUAACAUUUUCUCUUGAUUAUUUCUGAUUCUUUUAAACAAUUAGAAAUUAGUAAAUAAAUAAAAAGUACAAUUUACAUAUUUUAAAACUGCAUAACAAAUGUAUAAAACAAGAUGUGACAUAAAUAAUUUAUUUCAUGUGACGGUCAACGAAACGUGCAAACAAAAACGUAGUAGUAUUGGUGACAAUGAAUUCAAGACGAAGGG
This is a messenger RNA of Cuscuta campestris, 1134 nucleotides long. The record is from the annotation of a GenBank genome assembly. Lineage: Eukaryota; Viridiplantae; Streptophyta; Magnoliopsida; Solanales; Convolvulaceae.